Messenger RNA from Dentiscutata heterogama, 366 nucleotides. The record is from the annotation of a GenBank genome assembly. NCBI's taxonomy places the organism in Eukaryota, Fungi, Glomeromycota, Glomeromycetes, Diversisporales, Gigasporaceae.
AUGCCAUUCGGUAGAUAUAUAUUAGAUGCUGCAAAUUAUAAUCAAAUUUACAAUAAGAGUUACCAUUAUAUUUAUUCUUAUGAUGAAUACAGUAUUCCAGUUAUAUUAGAUUCAAAAGGCACUUUUAUUACAAAUACCUUUGGUGUAAAUGCUCUUUUGUAUAAUAAUACUUUUCUGCUUGCUUCACCUUAUACAAAUAAUAUAAAUACAUCUUGGUCAUUAUUCACUAUUCCAUUAACUAAAGUUCUAACAUAUCGUGAUAAGAAUACUGAUAAAACACCAACAUCACCAAAUACAUUAAUAUCACUAAUUAAUAGUUCUAAUAAUCCAGGGAAUGCCAAUUUCGACGAACUAGAAGAAAGAUGA